AUGGUUAUGUGUGCUUUUCGAAGUACCCUCUACCCUUUUGUUCCUUAUGGUUGUUAUUGUGGAUUUGGAGGUUACGGUAUACCAAUGGAUCCAAUUGAUACGUGUUGUCAAGCUCAUGACGAGUGCUACGGGAAUGUUCUUUCUCAAUGUUACAAUCGAACAGGUUUUCUGUAUUUGUGGCCUUAUUUCUGGUCUUGCCCGAAAGUAAGUGAGGGUCAGAUUACGACCAAAAGUGGUAAAUUUCCCAAAUGUGGUGAUAACUCUGACAAUCCAUGUGGCAAAGCAUUGUGUGAAUGUGAUCAAAAAAUCGUUGAAUGUUGGACUAAAAUCUCGAAAGAACCACCAAGCUUAAGACUUAAAUGUAAUCAAACAAAAACGACUACGCCUGUACCUAACGCACCUGCACCAGUACCCAAUAAACCAAGCAGAAGUGAUAAAGAAUGCAAUGAUCAAAGCUCUAAAGACAGCCAAAAAAUUCUUGAUGCCAUGAAUAAAUUCCGGAAAGAGCUCGGAGAAGGAAAAUUUUUAACCAAAGAUAGCAAAUUUCCAAUUGGCAAAGAGAUUUAUAAAAUGAGAUGGAACUGCACUUUACAAGCGUUGGCUGAACAGAAAGUAAGAGAAUGUAAUUUUAAUUUAACAGGUGAAGAUUCGCAAAAAAUUGGUGAAGCUACACAUGUCGAAUAUAAAAUUUCAAAUGAGCCCGUGCAUGAUGCAUUAAAGGAAUGGACAAAAAGAGUGCGAGAGUUUUACGAAGGUAAUGUUAAUCUGUCAACCAAACAAUUCUUCAGUGCAUUAGACGAUUUUGCACAGGUUGCAUCGGGAUUAACCACUGAUGUCGGUUGUGCUACAAAUAAUAAAUGUGAAAUUGAUUAUGGAGAUGGUGAAAUAGAAGGAAUUCAAUAA
Dracunculus medinensis (Guinea worm) is the source of this 903-nucleotide messenger RNA. The record is from the annotation of a GenBank genome assembly. Lineage: Eukaryota; Metazoa; Nematoda; Chromadorea; Rhabditida; Dracunculidae.